Molecule: messenger RNA, 741 nt
Organism: Spinacia oleracea (spinach)
Lineage: Eukaryota; Viridiplantae; Streptophyta; Magnoliopsida; Caryophyllales; Amaranthaceae
Exons: 2
Coding region: 1-741 (246 amino acids)
Source: RefSeq, a predicted model, not a curated record
AUGGCAGACGAGUUGUUGAAGGAUUGGGAGAAGUUGAAGUUAACGGUGGAGGAAGAUGUGGUUUUUGGGCGGGAUUUUGAGGACGUGGAAGACGCGGGAUCGAGGGACCAAAUUUCCCUAAUCCUCGUCGGUAAGAUGCUCACUAGAAGGCCGUUCAAUUUUGAAGCAAUGAAGAGAACCCUAACUCAAAUUUGGCGUCUACAGGAGCAUGUUGUGAUUCGUAUGAUUGAGAUGAAUUUGUUUGUUUUCCAGUUCUUCUGUGAGGCGGACAAGGACCGAGUGCUCGAAGGGUGUCCAUGGUCUUUCGAUAAUCAGAUUUUGUGCCUUAAGGAGACGGAUGGGAGGAAAAGGAAUUCUUCCUUUGCCUAUGAUAUUGGAGAAAGCCUAGGGGGGUUCCUGGAUUUUGACAAUACUGAUUCUUUCGGGUGGGAUGAAUUCAUGAGGAUCAAAGUUUUGUGCGACAUUGAAAAACCUUUGCGUCGAGGAGUUAAACUUGCAACGGGGCCUGAAACCGAGAUUUGGCUGGACAUAAAAUACGAAAGAUUGGGUGACUUAUGCUACUUCUAUGGAAAGCUUGGUCACACAGACCGGGACUGUCAAUCUCAGGUGAAGGCGACAGAGAGUGAGAAUGAUGUAGUGUACCAAUAUGGACCAUGGUUGGUGGCCUCACCUCACAGGCACCCUAAGAUGUCCAUAACAGACAAAGAGAAGGAGAAGAAAUGGGUUGAUAAUUUUCGGUGA